Talaromyces amestolkiae is the source of this 1665-nucleotide messenger RNA. RefSeq lists its product as uncharacterized. The transcript is spliced from 3 exons. The record is from RefSeq and is a predicted model, not a curated record. Gene Ontology annotation, biological process: macroautophagy. The coding region runs from base 1 to 1665 and encodes 554 amino acids. Gene Ontology annotation, cellular component: fungal-type vacuole membrane. NCBI's taxonomy places the organism in Eukaryota, Fungi, Ascomycota, Eurotiomycetes, Eurotiales, Trichocomaceae.
AUGAAGACGGCAGUACUGCUUUCGGCGGCGUCGUUGGCGGCUGCGUUUGUGAUUCCGGGGAAUGACCAGCAGCUUCUCGAGGCGUUGACGAAGGAUGUUACGACUACGACUGGUGGUAUUGCGUCCGCUCCCGAGGAGGUGGUUCCACCAAAGGGAAAACUCGGUCACCAUCACGACGACGAAGACGAGAAGAGCGGUUUUUCAGCUGGAGUUGAUGUGAAGCAAAAGUGGAAUCGUGUUGCUGGAUUUGCGGAUGGAUUGGAGAAGAGUGUGAUGCAGUUUGAGGAGGUUGAUUUGGAGUGGUUGAGAAGAUCGGAUGAGCGGCCUUUUGGACGGGAGAUGGGGAUGGAGAAGCAAAAGCACCACAAAGAGGAGAAGCAUGGCAAGAAAAAGCAUCACAAGGGUGAGCAUGCUCCAGAGCACGAAGUGGAUGAGUUCGACAUCCCCGCAUGCCCUCAUCACGCCGGUCCCCGCGGUCAUGGCUUCUUUUCAAAGGCUUUUGGUCGGUUGAAGCACAUACUCGGUUUCCCAGCACCGAUGUUUGAUGGCCCUCAUGGCCCUCAUGGCCCUCAUGGUCCUCAUGGUCCUCCUGGUCCCCCUCCUCACGGCCCUCACCAUGGUCACGAAGAACCUCCCACCAGCACCAUCUACGAGCAAAUCUCCAAGAGCAAGCACACUCGCAUCUUCACACACAUCAUCAAUCAAUACGAUGAAGUAGUGAAAUACCUCAACUCAACCUCUGCCAACUAUACCAUCUUUGUCCCCAUAGACGCUGCAUUCGAAGGUUUCGAUCACCAGCAUCACAACAUCAGCAAGAAAGCCAUUCUGCACUGGCUUGAGUAUCACAUCUCGCCGGAGGUUUAUACCAUCCACGACUUUUUCGAUGUCCAGACUGUGCCGACUCUGACACACGAGGAGACCAAGAGCAAAUUCCCGCAGCGUAUCAGCACCUCAUUCACCCACAAGGGAUUGACGCUGAACUUCCACUCACACGUCAUCCGUCAUGACAUUCACGCCACAAACGGUGUAAUCCACGCAAUCGACAAACUCAUCAUCCCCGCCCUCUCCGCCAAAACCGUCAUCGACCUCGUCCCCUCGCUCUUCAGCACAUUAGACCUAGCACUCGUCAAGACCGGUCUCAUCGACGUUCUCGACCCUAAAAAAUCCAAGAUCGGCGGUACACUCUUCGCGCCUACAAACAAGGCAUUCGCAAAGUUGCCGACUAAAGUGAACGCAUUCCUGUUCAGCGCGCCAGGCCAGAAGUAUCUCAAGGCGUUGCUGAAGUACCAUAUCGUGCCUGGUCAUACAGUUUUCACAGAUGCGUAUUACAAAGCCAAGGGUGACGAUGAGGAAGAUGGUUUGCUUGCUAAGAAACACCUUGACGUCCCGACCUACCUCGACAAGAAACCCAUUGCCAUCGACAUCCGCAAUUUCCAUCGUCUGACUCUGAUGACAGUCAACAAACACACGCCCGUUUCGGUCGCCAAUGUGCCUGUCAAGGAGGGUGUUGUGCAUUUGGUGUCGUCCAUUCUGAUCCCGCCUCAUAAGCAUGACCACGAUGCCGAUGUCCCUGAGAUCGAGCAGAAGGGACACGAGCACGAACAUGAACAUCAUGAACUCACCGUCCAAGAACUGAUGGAUCGACUAGAGGCGUAUGUCGAGUAA